AUGGGCUCUCAGGUGAACCAGAACUACCAUGUGGACUGCGAGGCAGCAGUGAACUGCGUGGCCAACCUGGAGCUUUAUGCCAGCUAUGCCUACCUCUCCAUGUCUUACUACUUUAAGCGUGAUGACGUGGCCCUGAAGCAUGUGGCUGACUUCUUCAGCAAAGAGUCCCUCAAGAAGAGUGCAGAUGCAGAGGCAUUUCUUAACUAUCAGAACAAGAGAGGAGGGUGCAUCAUUCUGCAGGACAUUCAGAAGCCAGAAAAGGAUGAAUGGGAGAACAGUUUGGUGGCCUUUGAGAGCGCCUUGCGGCUGGAGAGCAUCCUGAACCAAGCUCUCCUGGAUUUGCACCAUCUCGCUCUGCAGAAAGGGGAUCCGCACAUGUGCGACUUCCUAAAGUCCUUCUUGGAGGACCAGGUGGCAGCUGUCAAGGAGCUAGGGAGCUACAUUUCCAACCUGCGGCGCCUGGAAGUGCCCCACAACGGCCUGGGGGAGCACCUCUUCGAUCAGCACUCCUUCACAGAGAGUGCCUGAGCUCAAUGACUGCUGGCUAUU
Molecule: messenger RNA, 549 nt
Organism: Anolis sagrei ordinatus
Lineage: Eukaryota; Metazoa; Chordata; Lepidosauria; Squamata; Anolidae
Product: ferritin heavy chain B-like
Biological process (GO): iron ion transport; intracellular iron ion homeostasis
Cellular component (GO): cytoplasm
Molecular function (GO): ferric iron binding; ferrous iron binding
Source: RefSeq, a predicted model, not a curated record